This is a messenger RNA of Bipolaris zeicola 26-R-13, 2148 nucleotides long. RefSeq lists its product as uncharacterized. NCBI's taxonomy places the organism in Eukaryota, Fungi, Ascomycota, Dothideomycetes, Pleosporales, Pleosporaceae. Gene Ontology annotation, biological process: DNA-templated transcription. Bases 1 to 2148 code for a protein of 715 amino acids. Gene Ontology annotation, molecular function: DNA binding; zinc ion binding. The transcript is spliced from 4 exons. The record is from RefSeq and is a predicted model, not a curated record.
AUGGAUCAAUUUCCUGCCUACAUCCUGCCUGACGGUCAAACAAACAAUAGCGAACUAUACAUGCUUGUAGAUACGACUCUGCCCCAAGGACAACUGGAUCUUACUGGGUACGAAGACUUCAUGGGAUUUCCAUAUCCCGUAUCCCUAGGUGGCGAGCCUAUGGACGGGACCACAUCUACUCACCUCUUCCCAUCUAUGCCACGUCCAGAGAUGCAAACGAACGAACCUCAUCUUUCUCCGCGCGGGCCUGGGAAUCAUAAUUUGUACAAGCAGCAACAGGGGCUCUUCCACGGCCCAAACCAACCCCCGACUCCGCCUUUUACAAGCCCUCAUAUCAAGUCGAGUUUGUCAUUAGGCCUGACGAACAGCCAAUAUGCUUCUAGCCCAAACAAGAAGAACCAGGAUAUAUCAAUAAGCAGCUCAUACGCAACAGAUGAUGUACUUGGUGAACUCGUGGAUGUCCUGGCCCGGCCAGAUGCCUGGGAUGGGCUACCCAGUAACAAGAGCGAUAGUACUAUGGCCUUGUCACAUGACGCUCGUGAUCGACUAGUGGCCACUGUGCAGUUGCUGCUCCAACGUGCGCUGCAGAUUGGCAGCUCGCCAUCAUCAUCGACCGAAGGCCUUUUUGGCCGCAUCGUAUCGCUGCCUCCGUCGCAUGUACUAAUACACUUUAUCGAGAUCUACACAGCACGCAUUGACUCGGUUCAACCCUACCUUGGUCUCCCUGGCUCCCCUACCGCUAACAUCCAAGACAUUUUGAAUAUUGACGCGGUCGACGUAGGCAUGUUGCUGAUCAUUCUCGUCAUUACACAUGGCGCUAUGCUUACAGAUCACCAUGAGUCACACGUAUUCGCUUAUGGUUUGAUUGAGGUGUGCAUGGUGGCACUGAACCAUGUUCUCGAACGCCGAUGCAUAUCACAGGCAAUGGUGGGAGGCAUUGCAUUGCAAUUACUCACACUCUGUGUGCGAAGUGGGAAGAGUUCUUUUAUUUCGUAUGCCAUGUCAAAACGAGGCCAGUACCUGAGUCUGUUGAAGAGCAGUGGAAUUCUAAAUCCCGAGCCCGGGUUCAACGACCACGGCUUAGAUAGUGAGAGCCGAUGGGAGAGAUGGAAAGAGAUUGAGACAAAAAAUCGCCAUGUACAUGCAUGGGUCUAUGUGGACCUUGAGACAAGCUUGCUUCAUGAUGUUCCUCCUGUACUCUCAAACUGCGAUUUGCAAGUACCUUUACCCAAUGAUAGCAAUCUCUGGAACGCACAAUCGUACAACGACUGGAUUGGACAGCCUGGUGCAAACGAGAUCCAAAUGGGCCGCGAGCUACCGUCACUAAAUGGUCUCUUCCGGAGUUUUCUCCAAGGUCGACUAACAGGUAGUGAUGAUGUACCUCCAUAUCACCUGCGUCUCCUUCUCCACCCCCUACAAGCCAUGGUCUUGGAACAGCAACAGCUUCUUCGCAUCUUCGAUAACGAUGAAUCGACCAACAGGCAUCGUGUCCUUUCCAAGACUAAAGUAUUGGGCCGCCUACAAGAGACACAGGGUUUGGUUCAAGACUUGGCUACACUUCUCAAUCGACAUUCGCAGGCCACCAUGGACAGCGAGAACAAACCUUGGACCGUACCAGUGGAUUGGACGGGCAUAAUCAUGCUACAUCUGGUUAGCUUAAAUGUAUACACAAGCAUCCCUGACAUUGAGAAAUGUGCCAAAGAGGAGCCUCCAUCAUCAGCAUCAGCAUGCGCUGAGAUGUGGAGCCGAGUACGCUAUCCCGAAGAAGGGAACUAUGUCUUGUUCCAUGCUGGCCAGAUCUUCCGGCUGAUCGACAAUCUACCGGUCGACGCGCGACCCAUAUGGUGGCCGGUGGCGAUCUACCGGGCAUCCAUGGCCUGCUGGUCGCUUAGGACAAUAGAGCGAAUCAAUACAGGGAUCCAGUCCCGGGAAGUGGGUAUUGACGCACUUCUACCCAGCGAUGAGGAACGCUUUCUCAAUACCCCUGCAGUCACCCCGGUCGUCACAUUCCCAGACAACAGACGGUUACCAAUAUUUGAGGGUGGCAACAGCUUGCUUUGUUGCAUCAGCAAGCUGGAGAAUCAUCCCACGCAUCUUGUCAGCAGUGUGCUUGAAAAGGCUCGGUACUUCCUCCAUAGAUGGAGCUGA